Messenger RNA from Bufo gargarizans (Asiatic toad), 6320 nucleotides. RefSeq names its product phosphatidylinositol transfer protein cytoplasmic 1 (gene PITPNC1). The record is from RefSeq and is a predicted model, not a curated record. Gene Ontology annotation, molecular function: phosphatidylinositol binding; phosphatidylinositol transfer activity. Bases 21 to 935 code for a protein of 304 amino acids. Gene Ontology annotation, cellular component: cytoplasm. Lineage: Eukaryota; Metazoa; Chordata; Amphibia; Anura; Bufonidae. The transcript has 8 exons. Gene Ontology annotation, biological process: phospholipid transport.
ACAGAAUCGGACAGCUGUAUAUGAUCAGCAAGCAUAGCCACGAGCAGAGCGACCGAGGAGAAGGCGUGGAGGUCGUACAGAACGAGCCCUACGAGGACCCGGUGCACGGCCCGGGACAGCUCACCGAGAAGAGAGUCUACCUGAACAGUAAGCUCCCGAGCUGGGCGCGAGCCGUGGUACCAAAAAUCUUCUACGUAACAGAAAAGGCCUGGAACUACUAUCCAUAUACGAUUACAGAAUACACAUGUUCAUUCCUUCCGAAAUUCUCCAUCCACAUAGAGACAAAAUAUGAGGACAAUAAGGGAAGUAAUGACGAUAUAUUUGUCAAUGAGCUGAAGGACCUGGAGCGCGAGGUCUGCUUCAUCGAUAUCGCGUGUGACGCUGUUCCGGAGAGAUAUUAUAAGGAAUCGGAGGACCCCAGGACCUUCAAAUCGGAGAAGACAGGCCGAGGGCUUCUCAGGGAGGGCUGGAGAGAGACACAGCAGCCCAUCAUGUGCUCGUAUAAGUUGGUUGCCGUGAAGUUUGAGGUUUGGGGUCUGCAGACGCGGGUGGAGCAGUUUGUGCACAGGGUUGUGAGGGAUGUCUUGCUGAUUGGACACCGGCAGGCCUUCGCAUGGGUCGACGAGUGGUAUGACAUGACGAUGGAUGAAGUGCGAGAGUACGAACGGACUACUCAGGAAGCCACCAACAGAAAAAUCGGGAUCUUCCCACCCGCCAUAUCAAUCACUGACAUUGCACUGCCCUCCUGUUCCCGCAGCGGGCCCUCCAGCGCACCUUCCACCCCUCUGACCACUGAUGCUCCAGAGUUUUUAACCGUCCCCAAAGACCGGCCUCGGAAGAAGUCCGCCCCGGAGACGUUAACGCUGCCAGAUCCCGCCCUGAGCGUGCAGAGCAGGUUUACCAGUAACAAGUCUUCUCACCCUAAACCCGAGUAACCGGUCAGAGCCCCUGAUUACCCCAAAGAGGGGGAGACAAGAUGUAGCCAGAGAGGAGCCUCCAGCCGUGUCCUGUGGCCUGGAUGGUCAAACCUCUGCUCCCCCCCUUCGCUUCUUCUUCGACACACAGACCGCGACAUUUCCGUCCGACUAUUUGCAUAACGUAUUCUUCUAGAAAAAAAAAAAAAGAAAAAAUUUUAGGUUUAUAAUGAUUUUGGGCCACAAUCAAUGCUGCUUGUACUUGUAGAUAUGGACAUUCAAGACUGAGAGCUUUAACCCGUCAUAAACAGGGAAUAUAUAAGUGCUGACGCGUUUCGCUCCGCCCUGAAUCUGCUUCUCCAUGAGUCAGUCGUGGAGCUGUGUGCGCAUUACGGCAUAGAGGAACCACCUGCAUGCCUUUCCAAUAAGCUACGUAAUGAACUGUGCUUUGAGGGGCCCAGGCCCUAACGUGGGGGAUAUAAAACUGAUGCAACCAGUCUUGUCUCCCUAAGGAUGGGAAGAGGGUGGUCAAAAACGUACCUGUCCGUCCUGUGAUGGAGGAGGGAUACAGGUGGGAAGACUUCCCCCACCCCCCAUUCACUAUGUACGCCCUUGCUUAUGACAUAUGUAGGCACACAUUGCUAUGGCUGCACACUUUCGAGUUCUCCCAUAGGAGACGGCAGGAAUGUUGCACUAUUGCUGCACAACUGCAUCAGCUUCCAUUUGAUCCUGGGUAGUAUAGCUGUCUCAGAUUGCGCAAAGGUUUCAAUUUACGGGCAACUCCUGCCGAGCGCAUCGCAAGUUAUAGUUUAGAUCCAGCCGUAAAAUAUAGGGACGGUCGAAUAGUAACCUGUAAUAUCCUCUUUGAUUGCCGGAUGUAUAUGUCUUUUUAUUCCUGGAGAUAGAACAGUGAAUUGUUGCUCCUCGAGGGUGGGGCUUGCACUCCUGGGGGGCGUGUGCUUGGGUGCAUGUUAGAUAUAAUUAUAUUGUAGAUUAACGGGUAAGCACAUACGCCAUGCAGAUGUAGCAUGACAACACUGUCCCGGGCUGGGGUCCGCAAGAAAACAGCAGAUAUUUGUACAUAGUCAUCCUAAUUAAUAAGCGGUUGAGUUCUUAAUUAUCGGUUGUUAUUUUUAGUAGAAAUCUUGUUGUUUUUUUUCUUUAUUACAUUAAUUGGAAUCAGAGGGCGGCGCGUCGAGAACAGGUCGUCGGUCCUAAGUAGUGGUUAUACUAUCGGGUCUCGUCGGUCCUAAGUAUUGGUGAUACUAUAAGGCGGCUGGCAACAGGUUUUUAUUUUUUUAAUAAUUUUUUUUUUUUUGUAUGUUUUCCUCUAUAUUGGAUGUUUUAUAUAGGCUCAUCGUCAGCAUGUCUCUUCUAUCAUUUGUUUUAUUGUUGCGUUUUAUUUACACGUGUCGCCGCGAGGCCGAGCAGGGAUACUGCCGUCCGCUUAUUGGGUGGUUUACUGUGUGACCCAGACGUCGUUUAGUUGGAGUAGAAAAGUUUUUGGCCAGGAAAAAAGAAUGGUCCAACCCGGUCGACCAGUUGAACGAGAGGGAUGUUGAUCCUCCGUGGUCACGCCCUUGAAACGGCAAACAAUUUUGUAAGCAAUUGGAAUAAAUAACCAUCUCAGGCAGAUUACCGAGCCGAUCCUACAAGUUACUUUGAUUUUUUGGGGGAUUUUUUUUUUAUUAUAAAUUCACCAAUGCUCAGCUAUAUUUGUGGUGUUCUUGGCCAAACGUUUUGCAAUCUCGCCGUAGACCGGCCGGUCCCAGGGCGAAUGAACCGUUGUGUAGCUCAGCCUUGUAGAAUUUGCUAGUCUCUGCAGUUUGCUGUUUUGGGGUAUUCAGCGCUCUUCAGAAGGUGUCCCACAGACUGGAAGAACAAGAUUUUUUGGAAUAUUGUACAUUUUUGUAAUAAUUGUAGAAAAAUGUCUGUGCCCUGAUGACACAUUAUUACGGAUGCACCUUGGUUUGCCUUCUACGGACUUUUUACCAGCACCUUCAGGUAGUCUCCAUCCACAACCAAAGAGUCCUGGACACUUUUCUGAGGGGUCUUUGAGGUGGAAAGCGGUGGAGGUCCUCGUUUUUAGACAGCUUCCCUUUUACUGGUGCACCAUGUCAGUAAGGUAGCUGUAAAGGCCUCAAGCAUGUCCCCAGAAGGAACAGAUUUAGCAAGUGGUUAGAAGUCUUCACCAUCUUCCCCGUGCAUAGUCAUAUUCCUGCAUGAGUUUGGUAGGAUCCAGUCGUGCAUGGACAGACUGGGAGUCACUAGACAAAUUUGGGGUCGCGGUUCGGAUGACUGUGUUUAGGGUCGGAUCGUCCUGUCUGACUGGUCGAUGAUAAUUUGCACGUAUAUAUAUAUGACGAGGCCGCAGUCGCUAUGUUCUUGGCCUGUACCGAUGCACCAGCUCAGGGAGUACAGUCCUGUGAAAAGCGGUGUGACAGUUGCCGCCGAUCCAGCGAGGCGCGUCUCCUGUUUCCUUGUAUUGUCCAUUAGCGAGUAGACGAGCGAGCGGGGCGGCUGCCGUGACACAAAGGACUCUGGGAUUAUCUUCUUUGGACAUCCUGUGACAUUUUUCAGGACCAAUAAUGAUAAAAUACUAUAAAAUGUGUCCAAAAAUACUGGAUUUUCAGAAUUUGCCACCAGUUGGUAUUUCUGAAGCGUCAUCAUGUAUGAUGUAAAGUGUAGUGACCUUCCAAUACACCUUGUCUUCCAAUGUGUCGCAAUUUUUAGGACCUUUGCUUGCUGUCGGUGAAUAGAAACCAUCUCUAAAAGCACUGAGACAGUGUCACAAAGCUCAGCUGUGUAAGCAGGACCAGGAGAGAGCCUGAAUCCCAGUACAAGAGAAAUUGUGUUUGGCUCGCAGAGGAUUGUCUAGGCCCGGACGCCAUUCUUGUCAGGAAAGGUUUUCAGCACCUGGAUGUAAACAAGGAGGUUACCAUUUAUUGACAGCAAGCAGAGAUCUUGUGAGGAAUUUAAACUUCAAGGCUGUGUUACGUUGCCGACCGUUCAGACGAAUGGAAGUCCAUGUAAUACACGAACGAUGAGCCCGCCAGAGUGGAAGCGACGGCCGCACAGGGUUGUACCUCAUGGGAUCGGGGGUCCCUAGCGCAGUCUAUACAUUUAUCGGACUGUCCGUUAAUCCGGACCCUCUGCCGGCCCGCUCCAGUAGACACACAGGAUCACUUAACUUGUCUUCCCCAUUCGCACAUUCAGGGAUAUGUAGUUCUUCCCGCUAAAUCAAAAUGGCUGCCAGCAACAAAACGGCAAGCGUAAAUGAUAUGUGAUCUACCGCUCCCGCACACAGGUGGAACGCCCCCAAUUUUAUGGCGCCAAUCUUGUGGUGUGAAAUAUAGAAAUUGAGGUAGGUGAGCCCUCAAGGCCAAUCAGAUACACCAACCUGGCAUAACUCACAGCUGACCACCUAGAGGGUGCCUCUAACACUAGACACCCUAACAUUACAGGGGGCCGUCUGGCGAGAAACACCCUUUAAAUCACUAAAGAUAUUUUUACUGAGGGGAGAAGCCAAAAUGGAGCAGUUUCCAAAGCAGCCAAUGAGAUUUCAGCUUUCAUUUUUCCAGUGCAGGUUAUGAUAUGAAAGCCGUCAUCCGAUUGGCUGCAGCUUUUUAUUCAGUUUGAUAAUUGACUCAAGGACUCUGUGUGUGUAUACAGCCAUGUUGGGGUCUGGACACAGCCAUGUGGUGUCCAGACACAGCCAUGUUAGAAGUAGCUUGUAACAUAGUCCUGUCUGCGUCUUCUACCUACGUUCUUGUCAAAGAAAAAUGUUGUCAAUAAAGGUAUUCAAAUGCCUUCCACAACUAAGGCACAUAUUAAAAGCAGUGAUGUGAUUGGUUGAGAUGGAGGUAGAAGUCUCAUAGCAACCAAUCAGAUCUCUGCUUUUACAUUCUGAACUGCACUACAGCAGGAAUGUGAUUGGUUGCUAUGGGCAAUACUCCCGCCUUCUUAGAAACCAGUCAGAAACACACAAUGACAUCAGCUGGUUGCUAUGAGCAACCGCUCCAUUUGUCUGCACUGUUAUCUCUUGUUAUGGUGCUCCGGUGUGACUUUUGUGUAUGAAGCCGCACAGGGCAGCUUGGUGGCCAUUUUAUCUGCGUAGAGAUGGAUAUUGGGAGGAGCUGGCACUGAAUGGUGGGAAUGUGAAGGCUGCCAUUUUUGGCAGCUAUAAAAGUGCUGUGGUGUAAUAUGAGGUGAAGCUGACAAUCGUUAACCCUAAGUUGGCUGUUUUUGCCGACGAGUAGCUUUAUAAUUAGGUGCCCUAAUAACUUGCCGCUAACCUUCUCCCUCCCUGCUUAGCGUGGUGGAGCUUAUUUCGGGCCCCCUGACUGUCACUUUGGGGGUUCGUUGCGUCGAUGUUGCAGCCCCUGGUUUCGGUUUGUUACGGAUACUGCUAUAGCAUAAUACAGCCACAGCGUAUGCAGCGAACAGUAUGCGUGAAAUGUCACGUGGGACCCCUUACAAGCUGUCAUUGGCCACAUACUUAAAGGGAUAUUCCGCUUAUAUAAAGCUAUCCACAGGAGAUGUCUAUUAGCUCAUUUAGGGUCCUAUUGCUGGAUCACAAGAAUGGGGGCCUCGCUCCAUUCAAUUCGGAGGGUUCCCCAAAAUUUCAGUUUACGGGGCCCCUGUUCUUGUGAUUGGUGGAGGUCCCAGCAGUACAACCCCCACCGAUCUGAUAUCCUGUGGAUAUGGGAUAACUUUAUAUCACUGAAACAUCCCUUUAAUCUGCGGUUACAGAUGUGGUUGUAUUCGAAGAGAUCCAUGGAAACUUCAAACUGUCUACGCUACCGCCAGUGAAAAUGGCGCAGUGGCUGCUUGAGCUGGAGGACCGCCUGUAUGAGAGCUUCAGCCUAUGGUUGACGAGAGUAACCGCCUGGCCUCGCCUACUCGCCAUUGCAUUAGAGGGGGAGGGGUGACUAUGAUAGUUAAGGUGCUUGUCUCAUGUUUGUUUUGCACACAACGUUUAAUAUAUGAAAGAUUUCACUACAGAUGUCUGCCAGACUAAUUACAGAGGUGCACUUGAAAAAAUUUAAAAAAAUAAAAACAUUUUGAGGGAUUUUCCAGUUUUCUACACAAUGGACUUAGCUCCUCCCUCUUAGCCAUCACAUGAUGGGGAUCCAAUCACAUCUGGCCUGUGUCCGGCCUAUGGGAUGCACCGUCCUGUUUACACGCAGUCUCCGUGCUCCAAUGUCUGUACAAAAAAUGGACCAAGUUAGCGGAAUAUUGAGGGGGCGGGGACACCCCUCCCAUCCCCCGCCGCCGCCGACUGUGAAACCAGCGCAUGAUAAUCUGUAUGUUUUUCUGAACUUUUUACCUAUUUAUUGUCGUUCCGUUCGGGUGAGUCCGCCAUUCUCCUUACAUCGUCUUGCGAAUAAACUUUCAAGAAACUUU